CCCUGCGUGCGUGCGCAGCGCCGGCUUCUGGGAGCCCCGCGGGCCUAGAGGGCUGGAUGCUGCGUGUUUCCGGUGGCGGCGGUUCCUGGUCCCUGAUCCCUGCUGGCGGUCCUGGGCGAAUGGAGAGACACUAACUCUAAGGGGAGACGAAGACUUGCAGUGAACCACCACGGUUCUCAAAGUGGGAUCCCGGGAAUGGAGGAAAGUGCGAUGUUUGCUAACGUCAAAACUAUUUUCCUAGCCCUCACUGGUUUGGUUCAGUGGCAGUGGUUCGCAACCUGCUGGCCCUUUAAAUACAGUUCCUCAUGUUGUGACCCAACCAUAAAAUUAUUUUCGUUGCUACUUCAUAACUGUAAUGUUGUUACUGUUGUGAGUCAUAAUGUAAAUAUCUGAUAUGCAGGAUGGUCUUAGGCGACCCCUGUGAAAGGGUCGUUGGAUCGCCAAAGGGGUCGCGACCCACAGGUUGAGAACCGCUGGAUAGGGCAUUGGUUGGGUUCCGGUCAAGGGCACAUGCAGGGGUUGCGGGCUUGAUCCCCAGUGGGGGUCUGGAGGAGGCAGCUGAUCAAUAAUUCUCUCUCAUCAAUAAUUCUCUCUCACAAAAAAAGACACUAUUUUUCCAAAAGUAGCUGUUAUUUACCUUUUCUACUCUCAUUUGCUCACUAAGGUAGUUUUUUCCCGUGAUCACAUGACGUGUGGUGACGCCAUGGCAAUAGUGACCAGUGGAAUGUUACUAGAUUUCGAGUGGCGGUCACAGGGUAUAUAAAUGUCGAAUCACUGUGUUGUAUACCUCAAACCAAUAUAAUACUGUAUACCGACUAUUUUAAUAAAAAUAAAAUGUUGAAGCUCUUUGGGGUCCUCAGUAAUUUGUAAGAGUGUAAAGAGGCGUUUAAGACUAAAAGUCAAACGCUCUGGCAUAUGAUGUGAAGGAAAUCCAGUCAUAAGUAUUAACACAAGAUAGGAAUAGACACCUUUCAAAAAAGGAAGUUUCGGUUAUGCAAGAUGAGUAGUAAGAGAUCUAUAUACCAUAGUGCUUACAGUUAAGAGUACUAUAUUGUAUAAUUACAAUUUUGCUAACGGUAGAUCUUACGUGUUCCUACCAAAAAAAUAAUAGAGAAGGUGGGAGGGAACUUGAAGGUGAUAGGCGCACUAGUGGCACUGACGGAGUAGACUUACCUCCAGAGUCAUCACAUUGUAUACAUGAAGUAUGUACAACUUUUAUGUUUCAAGAAAUUUAAAGUAAAAUAAGGGAAAGAGAAAUUACCUUUCUCAAAAAUAAGAAAAUUGUGGCCCUGGCCUGGUAGCUCAGUUGAUUAGAAUAUUGUCCCUGUAUGCUAAGGUUGCAGGUUCCAUCUCUGGUCAGGGCACACACAUACAAGAAGCAACCAAUGAUGCCCUAACCGGUUUGGCUCAGUGAAUAGAGUGUCAGCCUUCGGACUCAAGGGUCCCAGGUUCGAUCCCGGUCAAGGGCAUGUACCUUGGUUGCGGGCACAUCCCCAGUAGGGAGUGUGCAGGAGGCGGCUGAUCGAUGUUUCUAACUCUAUCCCUCUCCCUGCCUCUCUGUAAAAGAUCAAUAAAAUAUAUAUAUUUUUAAAAAGGUAAUGAAUUAAAACUUCCCGCAAAUUCUCUUUAAAAAAAAAAAAAAGCAACCAAUGAAUGCAUAAAUAAGUGGAACAACAAGUUGAUAUUUCUCUCUUUGCCUUCCUCUCUCUCUAAAAAUCAAUAAAUUUAAAAAUGAGAAUAUUGCUUUUUGGAAACCAAUUUGAGGGAUAUAUGCAAGGAUGUAUAGACAAAAUUACAAAAGCAGUAAUGGAAGAUAUUAAAAUCAAAGUAAGUACUUUGGACUACUGAGCUAGAAAAGCAUAGGAAACACUCUAAUCACAUAGUCCCAAGACAAUCACUUACAGAACUUAAUACAUUAACUAAAAAAUACAUCAAAGAUGCAAGUGGGGAAGACCAGUAAAUAGUGUCUUCAAGUACCAAGUGUGAAAACAUGAAAGGGUCAGUUAUUACAGUACAUAUCUUAAAUUACCAAUGGAACAAAACAGAUUGAAAUUAUACAAUAAUGCCUUAUGAAUACAGUAAUGCCUUAUUACCAAAUAUGGUAAAACAAUGACACUAGAUUAAAGCCUUUUUUAUUUAAAAAAAGUUUUUACUUUUUAAUGUUUUCUUUUCACUCACUACCUAAAAAUUACUAGGAGACGCUAAAGUAAUGAAAGUUUAGCACCUCCGAAGACUAUUCGAAGUGAACUUUACUGGAUUCACAUAGAUCCAGGAGUUCUGACAUCGUCUUGGGACCACAGUGGGAGAGCUGUCUGAGAAGGGAACCAAGAGGAGCCACUGAGGCCAGCAAAAUAUAAAGGUGCCUCCACACUGGACCAUUUGGUGCUACGAGCUAAUAAAUUCCCUGCUUGGCUUCAACCAGUUUGGGUUUGGUUUUUGGUCACUGGCAACACAAAGGGUCCUCACCAGCACCCCAGUGAACACAACUUGAGCCAGCUCCGUUUUGAUGAUCUCUGCCCUAAUCACCAUCUUCCCACCCGUAUUUUCAAUUCCGUGUAAGGCAAGUCAAUGUAGCAACAACUGUGAUAGAAUUCAGUAGACUUCGGCAGGGGAGGGGGAAAGACAGUUCCCAAUAUUUGUGUAUUUUAGCCUAAAAUUCGAUUUCUUGGUUUACGUCAUACUUCUCUUUUUUAUGUAUAUCUUUUCAGAGGAAAUUCGAUCAUCAGUGUUUAAGAAAUGCAAAUGUGGGGCAGUGAUGUAUCAACCCAGAGACUUUCUUUUAUACUAGAAAAUGUUUUUGAAGGGGGAAAAACAGGGAUUUUUAUUAAAAGAUAAAAGUAAACUUGUUUUUUUAAGACACAAGGCAUUGGAAACAUUGGUUUCACAACAUGCCAUUAUUAGACAGUCUCUAUCUGAUUGUUGGAAAUUAUUCAUUUCCUCAAAGAGAGAGAAUAAAUUGGUUGGGGAUACAAUCUUGUACAAUGCACUUUCUUUGCCAAAGGCAAUCGCUGAACAUUUCAGAGCCAUCAGAAUGCUUCUGCUUUUGACUUUCCUGGUUCUCGGAGCUGCCGACGUUGGUGCCAUUGCCUUAGAAAGUCCCUUGAAGAGACUGGUGGCAGAGACCUUGACCCUGCUCUCCACUCAUCGGACUCUGCUGAUAGGCGAAGGGAACCUGAUGAUUCCUACUCCAGGACAUACAAAUCACCAACUAUGCAUUGAAGAAGUCUUUCAGGGGGUAGACACAUUGAGGAAUCAAACUGCAGAAGGGGAUGCCGUGGAAAAACUCUUCCAGAACUUGUCUUCAAUAAAAGACUACAUAGAUGGCGAAAAAAAAAAGUGUGAAGGGGAGCGAUUGAGAGUAAAAAAGUUCCUAGACUACCUGCAAGUAUUUCUUGGCGUGAUAAACACUGAGUGGACAAUGGAAAGUUGAGACUCAACUGGCUUGUUGUAGCGAUAAAGGAUGUUUUAUUGCCACGAGAAUGAGGGCCAAUCAAGGGCAGGGCCUUCCUCUUCAGUUUAAUUAAGCUUCUGAGGCAAAGUAGCAGCAUUUCAGGCAUACUGCUGCUUCACUACCUCAUCUAGGCAGAAAGCAUCAAAGCAAAAUAUUCUAGGUAUAUUCCAGAUACAGGAAUCAGGGAAGUAUUUUCCUCCAGUUCGCUCCAAACAAAAUGGAUGUAUACUUUUUAUCUUAUUUAAUGCAACAUUCUGUAAAAUGUCUGUUAACUUAAUAUUAUUUAUGAAAUGGUUAGGAAUUUGGAAAGUUACUAUUUAUUUCAUGUCAAGCUAUGUUCCAAUAAAACAAAAAUAGACAACUCCGGUUCAA
This is a messenger RNA of Myotis daubentonii (Daubenton's bat), 3823 nucleotides long. It is a transcript of the gene IL5, whose product is annotated as interleukin 5. Lineage: Eukaryota; Metazoa; Chordata; Mammalia; Chiroptera; Vespertilionidae. Gene Ontology annotation, biological process: immune response. Gene Ontology annotation, cellular component: extracellular region. The record is from RefSeq and is a predicted model, not a curated record. Gene Ontology annotation, molecular function: growth factor activity; interleukin-5 receptor binding.